AUGGAGAAAAUCGAGAACGGACGAGUGGAGGACGACAACGUUCGCGUUUGCUCAUCGGAGACGGCCGACGGAGGCGAAGAUGUCUACAGUUCCAAAGAGUCGGAUGCAUCCUCAGCCGAUCAUCUCGUUAUAUUGGUGCACGGGAUCCUUGGAAGUGCUUCUGAUUGGAGAUUCGCUGCUGAUCAGUUUGUUAGGAUGCUUCCGGACAAAGUUUUUGUACACUGCAGCGAAAAGAAUAUGGCAACACUGACGUUGGAUGGAGUUGAUGUGAUGGGUGAUAGACUAACCGAAGAGGUCCUUGAAGUAAUUAAGAGGAAGCCGCAUCUGCGGAAAAUUUCAUUUGUUGCACAUUCGGUUGGAGGUUUAGUAGCAAGAUACGCCAUUGGAAAAUUAUAUCGACCUCCACGCACAGGAAGUCAGGAAGACUUGCCUUCUGAUUCUGGUGAAGAGGAGACAAAGGCCACUAUAGCUGGUCUCGAACCAAUUAACUUUAUAACCGUUGCUACUCCUCAUCUUGGUUCAAGGGGUAAUAAGCAGGUGCCUUUUCUCUUUGGCCUGCCUGCAUUGGAGAAACUUGCUGGAGUGACUAUUCAUUGGAUAUUUAAAAGAACCGGACGUCACCUUUUCCUCACUGAUGAUGAAGAUGGAAAGCCCCCAUUACUUAUGCGAAUGGUGGAAGAUGACGGUGAUCUACGUUUCAUGUCUGCCUUACGAUCAUUCAAGCGCCGGGUAGCAUAUUCAAAUGUGGGCUAUGACCACAUUGUUGGCUGGAGGACAUCAUCAAUUAGACGCAAUAGCGAGCUGCCAAAGUGGGAGGAAUGUUUGAACGAAAAGUAUCCACAUGUUGUGUACGAAGAGCGCUGCAAGGCAUAUGACCCUGAGCAGUGUCAAUCUGUUGUGGUGGAAGAUGAUGGGCUGGAUGAGAUAGAAGAGAAACUCGUGACUGCCCUAUCUCGUGUGUCAUGGGAAAAAGUAGAUGUUAGCUUCCAUAGCAGUAGGCUGAGAUUUGCCGCUCAUAGUGUUAUUCAGGUGAAAUACCAGUACAUGCAUUCAGAAGGCGCUGAUGUUAUACAACAUUUGAUUGAUCAUUUUCUCGUAUGA
Messenger RNA from Oldenlandia corymbosa var. corymbosa, 1101 nucleotides. Lineage: Eukaryota; Viridiplantae; Streptophyta; Magnoliopsida; Gentianales; Rubiaceae. The record is from the annotation of a GenBank genome assembly.